Salvelinus fontinalis (brook trout) is the source of this 3434-nucleotide messenger RNA. Its product is annotated as alpha-2-macroglobulin-like. The record is from RefSeq and is a predicted model, not a curated record. NCBI's taxonomy places the organism in Eukaryota, Metazoa, Chordata, Actinopteri, Salmoniformes, Salmonidae. The annotation marks the transcript as partial. Gene Ontology annotation, molecular function: endopeptidase inhibitor activity. The transcript has 28 exons.
CGAGCGCUUACUAAUUAGAGAAAAGUCCGCAACUAAGGAUAUUUAUAGGGACAUGACCGACGAGGGAUAUUUACGUUCGACUGAGUCCACAAACAACCCGCUGCGUCAUGGUUCUUCCUGGGCUUCAGGUUUGGAGAUGGAUACUCUUUGCCUGCAUUCACUGGCUGUGUGUCUGUCAAGAGACUCCAAGACCGGUUUACAUGGUAGCCAUUCCUGCAGUGAUCCAGGCAGGCUCAGAGGCCAAGCUUUGUGCCAGCCUUCUGCAGCCCAACGAGACCCUGGUCAUGACCGUAUCUCUGAUGGCUGACGGGCAGAACAAGAGACUUCUCCACCAGAGUUCUGACCAAGAGUUUCACCGCUGUUUCCAGUUUCAGGCCCCUCAUGUGAAGAGCGACAAAGUGCAGAACUUUAAGGUGGAGGUUCGAGGGGAAACAUUUCUAUCCACAGAGGAGAGAAGGGUCAUGAUCAAACCCUACAGCCCCAUGACGUUCAUCCAAACGGACAAACCAAUCUACAACCCAGGACAAACGGUGCAUUUUAGAGUCGUCACCUUGGAUACCCAUUUUAGCCCCGUCAAUCAGCUGUACAACAUUGUGGAACUUGAGGAUGUUAAUCACAACCGGAUUGGACAGUGGGUCAACACUACAUCCAGUGGCAGCAUUCUGCAGCUUUCUCACCCCCUGAACUCUGAAGCACCUGUAGGAUCCUAUACCAUUGUAGUGUGGAUUGGUGAAGAGAAAAUCUACCACAACUUCAAGGUAGAACAGUAUGCUUUGCCCAAGUUUGAGAUCCAAAUGAACCUCACGGACAAGAUCAGCGUUGUUCAGGAAGAGUAUGAAGUGAAAGUGUGUGCAAAAUACACGUAUAGGCAGCCUGUACCUGGUAAAGUAGGGGUCAAGUUGUGCCGACCCUUGGUGGACAAUGCAGUGAUACCAAUAACAAUCGAUGAGCGACAUCCACAAGGAGUUCCUGAUUACACACCUCCAUGCCACAAAGAGUCAAUAGAGAUGGACCAUACUGGCUGUGCUUCUUAUGUCUUCAACAUGGCAAUUUUCACAAAGAAUGCAGGAGAGAAAUUGCUGGAAGACGUGUUUAGUUUCCACGCAGAAGUACAGGAGGAGGGGACAGGUAUUACACUGUCAGAGGACAAACGCAUAGAGCUCUCCUAUGUGAUUGGAGAAUUCACAUUUGUUGACACGCCCCAAAUCUAUGAGCAUGGAUCAAUUAUCGAAGGCAAGAUAAAUGCUGUUCGCUUUAACAACACACCCAUCUCUGACAUGUUAGUCUACCUGUUUGAGGAGAAAGGCUGGUCCUCGUAUCUACGACUACAGAACCUAACCACGGACAGUAGUGGUAUUGCCAGGUUCUCCCUCAACACAACCAGUCUGCCCAAAGAGAAUAUUAACUUGGUAGUGAGUGACACCCCACAAGUGGAGUUCCCAGGAUACAGGGUCCCCUAUUUCAACAGAGGGCAACACCUACUCUCACUGAUCCAGCCCGCUGCCCCUGACAGUAAACCGUCCAGCUCCCUGGCUAUUCAGAAGGUGGAGAAACCACUGGCAUGUGGGCAGGCGGUGUCAGUCACCAUCCGCUAUGUCAUCGUAGGGGAGACUGUCCCAAAGGGCUCUGUGGCUGUCCUCUACCUGGCCUUAUCCAGAGGGGUCAUAGUUCAGCAUGGACACAUCAAUGUUACUGUGCAGCAGGACAGUCCUGUAGCUGAGGGUGACGUCACCUUGAAGUUGGCAGUGGUUCCAGAGAUGGCGCCGGUGGUUCAGCUCCUGGUGUACAGUAUGCUACCCAGUGAGACUGUCAUCGCCCACAGCAUGAACUUCCCCACUGAGAAAUGCUUCAGGAACAAGGUGUUGGUGGAGUUCUCUCCCUCCAACGCAGUCCCAGGGGAGGAGAACACCCUGCAUCUCUCGGCCCAGCCCGGUUCCCUCUGUGGCCUCGGUGCUGUGGACCAGAGUGUUGGCAUCAUGGAGCCAGGGAAGAGGCUGGAUGCUGACAAGAUAUUUGAUUUGUUACCGGUCAAGGAGACGACCUAUAUUCCCUACGAGCUUGAAGAUCCAGUAGAAUGUUUACGUGUUAGACCAAGGAGACUCAUAAUACCACACCCAUAUGGACCGUCUGAGAUGACAAAUGAUCCUUAUGCAGUUUUUCAGACGCUGGGACUGAAGCUAGCGACUAACCUGGAUAUAAGAGUACCUUCCUGCCUCAGUUACCAGGGGAACCAGUACUAUCGCUCCUAUGCUUACAGCCCUAUGGCUAGGCCUGGAUCAGCGGGUCCUAGACUUGAAAUGGCUGUGGCUGGUGGACUUGCCGCUCCACCUCCGCCACCCAUACAGACGGUCCGUACAUUCUUCCCUGAGACAUGGAUUUGGGACCUUGUGGAAGUUGGGGAGUCUGGAUCAGCAGAUGUCCCCCUGACAGUCCCAGACACCAUCACCACCUGGGAGACUGAGGUCUUCUGCCUGGCCCCCAGUGGCUUCGGUCUGGCUCCUCUGGUGGAGCUCACGGUCUUCCAGCCCUUCUUCCUGGAGCUCACCCUGCCCUACUCAGUCAUCCGGGGAGAGCACUUUGAGCUGAAGGCCACUGUGUUUAACUACCUCUCCAAGUGCAUCGUGGUUUCUGUGACUCCAGCUCUUUCCUCUGACUACACUCUCUCACCCUUGCGUGAUGUCCGGGACUCCCCGUGCUUGUGUGCCAAUGGACGAAAGACCUUCAGUUGGACAAUGGCCCCCUCUGUCCUGGGGGUUUUGAACGUGUCCGUUAGUGCGGCGGCUGUCCAGUCCCACACUGCGUGUGACAACGGGGUUGCGAACGUACCGGAGAGAGGACGCGUUGACACAGUCACACGGAGCCUGCUGGUGAAGGCUGAGGGAACAGAGAAGAGACACACCUACAACUGGUUGCUGUGUCCUACUGGAGAAGCUCUGACGGAGGAGGUGGAACCGCAACUCCCCCAGAAUGUGGUGGAUGGCUCUGCUAGGAUUUCCCUCUCAGUUCUGGGGGACAUCCUGGGUCGGGCCCUCAACAACCUGGAUGGACUGUUGCAGAUGCCGUAUGGGUGUGGGGAGCAGAAUAUGGCCCUGCUUUCCCCCAAUAUCUACAUCCUGGAGUACCUGAGGAACACAAAGCAGCUCACGCCAGCCAUCCUAGACAAGGCGACCAAGUUCCUCACUAGUGGUUACCAACGGCAGCUGAACUACAAGAAUGCUGAUGGUGCGUACAGCACAUUUGGACAAGGCUUGGGGAACACCUGGCUGACUGCUUUUGUCUUGAGAUCCUUUGGCAAAGCCCAGUCUUUCAUCUAUGUUGACCCGGCAACGAUGGAGCAAUCCAAGACUUGGUUGGAACGUCAACAAGGCAAACAUGGCUGUUUCAGAGCUUUAGGGAAGCUCUUGAACAACAGAAUGAAGGGUGGAGUGACGGAU